CUCAUUAUCAACACUUACUAAUACAAUGGCUGUAAAACUCGCGAUCGCUGUUGCGAUUUUCGCAGUGUGCCAUGCUAACCCCUUCCUUCUAAAAGGCGUUUUGUUCCGCGAUGGACGCAGCUUCUCCAUUGGCCAUGCAUACGCCAGCAAUUUGGGCUUAUCACCUAUUCGCAGCCAAGCAUCAGGAACCGCGAGCAGCAACGGCGGAGUCUCCCAAGCAUACGGCAGCGCAGAAUCCAUAGCAGACCCCUACCCUGCACAAACAGUCGUUCAAGCUGAAACCUAUGAAGUGCCUGCUGUCCCUGUCUUCGAUCAAUCCGCGAAAGCCGUCGCAGAAGCCCAAAACGUGGCCUUCUACCCGGUUGGUUACCAAAAUUUUGAAAUUCCUGCCGAAUCUUAUGAAAUACCUGCACCAGUAAGUCCAUUAAUCGCUGAGUCGUCUGCCUCAAUGAACGGAGGGUAUGACUCUUCUUCGUCGUCUGCCUCCUCGACGGGUACGGGGACGGCGCAAUCUUCUGCUCAGACUCAGCGUGGUGCCGGCAAUGUUGGUGCUACGAUGUCCAAUGCUAAGACUUACGGUUCUGGUUAUGGAUCUGCCGCCUCAAAUGCAAACAACGGCUAUGCAUCAGCCGCUACAAAUGCAAACACUGCUGGUUACGGGUCUGCCGCUGCAAAUGCCAACACUGGUUACGGUUCCGCAAACACCGCUUCAAGGACGCAAGCAAUGGGCGGUUCAAGUUCGGCCACCUCUCAGGUUCAAGGAGGAUCCGGUUCCACCAACGCCCAAGCUCAAACUCAGGUCAACAAUGGUUAUGGAUCAGCCGCUUCCUCAGCCAACGAUAGAGGUGAAUCCAAUGUUGCUGCCAAGACUCAAGGAUACGGCAACAGCUACGGAUCUGCUUCCUCGACUGCCAAUAUGAUUGGAAUGUACGGCAGCGCUAUUUCCUCUGCUAAAACUUCCAACCAGAAGGGUCACCACUGGCACUUUGGUACCCUAUACGACAAUCCUAUUACCACUCUUUAUCAUCCGAAAUCUCAUAGUGUCGGAUUCGGAACAAUCGACGGAUCUGUAGAUGUGAACAACGUUGGAUUCGCUUCUGCCAAAACUACCGCAAAUACUGGGUAUGGCGUUGCUCAGUCAUUGGCUAACAGCCAUGGUUCCAUGGGUUCUGCUAUGUCCUCCGCCAACACUGUCAACAGCGGUUACGGUUCCGCCAACUCCAAUGCUGCCGUCAACGGUGCAGAAUUCGGUUCAGCCAAAUCUGCAGCUCAGACCAAUGGCUUAGGAUAUGGAUCUGCUAAAUCUUCUGCUAACACCGGCCCAGUCUACGGUAUUAGGUCAAAUGGGUUAACGUUUGGCAGCAGAACACAGGCUGAUGCCCAAACCUCUGGCUCUGGGUCUGCUAACUCUUCUGCAAGGACCCAAGGAUUGAGCACUAGGUACAGAGUGGCCAAUUCCGCCGCCAAAUCGAAUGGCUAUGGUUCUGCUCACGCCAAUGCACAGAGCAUGUAAAAUUUUAUAGUCAAAAAAUACCAGGUUUUGUUUAAAGUACUAGACAAUAGCAACCACAUUAAGACGACUCCUUGUGGUCGACGAAAACUUGUCUUGGUGUAUUUGCACAGUGAUUCAUUUUUAGUUUA
This is a messenger RNA of Hyposmocoma kahamanoa, 1641 nucleotides long. Its product is annotated as hornerin-like. The coding region runs from base 26 to 1513 and encodes 495 amino acids. NCBI's taxonomy places the organism in Eukaryota, Metazoa, Arthropoda, Insecta, Lepidoptera, Cosmopterigidae. The record is from RefSeq and is a predicted model, not a curated record. The transcript is spliced from 2 exons.